GGAACAGUCGCCUCGGGGAAACGGGAGCUCUUCAGACAUGAAGGUAUUCAUCGUUGCCGCCGUCCUGGCCGUGGCUGCCGCCGCGCCGGCCCCGGACACCCCCGUCUACAAGCCGGCCCCGGCUCCGUACAAGCCGGCCCCAGCCCCGUACAAGCCGGAGCCCCAGUACAAGGACGAGCCCAGGCCGUACGCCUUCGAUUACGCAGUCAACGACAAAUACUUCGGCACUAAUUUCGCCCAGAAUGAGAAGAGCGACGGCCAUAACGCCCAGGGCUCCUACACGGUGGCUCUGCCUGACGGCCGCAUCCAGACCGUCAAGUACGUUGCCGACCACUACAAGGGAUUCAACGCCGAGGUCACCUAUCAGGGAAAAGCUAGACACCCUGAUUAUAAGCCUGCCUCUUACAAGCCCUCCCCGGGCUACAAGCCGGCGCCUAAAUAUUAACCGGUGUGGCCAGGACGUUAGCUUACAAUGUGUUGUUAUACUUCCCACUGUUCUCCAUUGAUACGUUAUCAAUAUACUGCAUAUCCUGCUCA
Messenger RNA from Amphibalanus amphitrite, 537 nucleotides. Its product is annotated as cuticle protein 7-like. The coding region runs from base 38 to 445 and encodes 135 amino acids. Gene Ontology annotation, cellular component: extracellular matrix. The transcript has 2 exons. The record is from RefSeq and is a predicted model, not a curated record. NCBI's taxonomy places the organism in Eukaryota, Metazoa, Arthropoda, Thecostraca, Balanomorpha, Balanidae.